CAACAAUUAGGUUUUAAUUUAUACGACGAUAAUUUAGAUCUUAAUUAUGCCACCAUCAAUACUACUACUACAGAAAAUAUCACAGAAAACACCAUAAAUAAUAAUAACUUAUCUACUUUAUAUGGCACUCCUUCACCCUCCCUUAUCGAUAGUAAUAAUGAUGAUGAUAAUCAUAAUUUCUCCCAUAAAAUUUUGGGUAUAUCGAACGAUUCAAAUUUAUAUAUUGAUGAUGAUUUCAUUUUGAACUACUUGAAUCCUCCAACAGAAAUGACCAUCCAACAACCAACAUCUAACGCAUCGAAUAUACUAUAUGCAUUACCAUCAAUAGAUACAAACACUCAAACUGAUAACACACUAUUGUCAAUAACAUCUUUAAUACAUUCUAGCUCACAUUUAGAUUCACCCUCAUCCAUACUAACGACAACAUCAUCAUCCAUAGCCUCACCAGCAUCGGACUUAAAUUACAUGGAAUUACGAGGAUCAUCGACAUCGUCAUCAUCUAACACACCAUGUUCGAUAAUUGGCAUUAGUAAUGAUAGUAGUAUUAAUUCAUAUAAUGAUUUCUCGUCGGGAGAAAAUGGUAUUUGUUUUAAAUUUGAAUAUGCUUUUGAAAAUCAAAAGUUAGUACAAGUUCAACCUCCACCACCACCACCACCAAUAUCUGCACUGCCUGAUGCAACCAGUAGUAGUGUUAUGUCAAUGUCAGAACCCAUUUCUAUAAUGACUUCAUCGUACGAUUCAACUGAUGGUGGAGGAGGAGUAGAUCUUUCAUCACCAUUAAUACCGGCGUCUUACGUAAUAUCCCCCUCCCAAACGUCGUCAAAGCAUAAUACGGUCAAUAUAUCGAAUGAAAGUUAUAUGGAAGUAAAUAAUGAACCUGAUGAACUUUCAUUAUGUAUACGACCUGGUGCCUUACACAAACAGAAAGGAGAGCCAACUUAUGCAACAGUUUCUUUCGAGAGUUCCGAUGAAUCAUUGUCACGCUAUAAGUGCAACUAUGAGAAUUGUAAUCGCAGUUACAGCACAAUUGGUAAUCUGAGAACACAUUUGAAAACUCACAAAGGUGAAUAUCGUUUCAAGUGUCCAGAGGAAGGAUGUGGCAAAGCAUUUUUAACUUCAUAUAGUUUAAAAAUACAUAUUCGAGUACACACUAAAGUUAAGCCAUAUGAAUGUGAUGUGGGGGGCUGUGAAAAGGCCUUUAAUACACGCUAUAGACUUCACGCCCACUUACGUCUACACAAUGGCCAAACGUUUAACUGUGACCAGUGUAAGAAAUGUUUCACUACUCUGAGCGAUUUAAAGAAACACAUGCGCACGCAUACCCAAGAGCGACCCUACAAAUGUCCCGAAGAUACAUGUGGCAAAGCAUUUACUGCCUCGCAUCAUCUAAAGACCCACAUACGUACUCACACCGGAGAACGUCCGUAUCCAUGCGAAGAGACCAGUUGCCAAAAAUCAUUCAGUACUUCGCACAGCUUAAAGUCGCACAAGAAAACUCAUCAGAAACAAAACCAGAAUCGACCACCAAGGGAACGUAAAACCAAAACUAAAAAUCGUAGAUAUGAAACUAACACCACCACCAACAAUGAUAGUGCUGGGGAGCAGGAUGUCAAAGUGGUGAAACAAGAAGUGGAUAAAAUUGCCGGCUAUACGGAAGAAACAAACUCCACCUUUACCGGAAGUGAAUUUGAGGUAAUAGAGGGCAAAUGUGAAAUAAAACCACAACAAACUUCAUCAUCGUUUGUUAAAUCUGAAGCUGUCGAGUGUGAUAUCAAUGAUAUGUAUGCCGUUCAGUUGCCUGAAGUAAAAUCAUCUCAAUUUACAGCAUUGGCGCCAAAAAUUGAAAGUAUGCCCAUGCCAGAAACUUCACAAGCCUUUCAGGUGGCUUACGCUUCCGAAGAGGAGAUACCAACACCUUGGAUAGAUGCUGGGGUCUUAGUGUCAAAACCUAUAUUACCCAUGGCUCCUGUAACAUCGUCCUGCGUGGUCUUACCCACAGAAAUGCCCAGCUAUGUUAAUUUACAGCCCAAUUAUUCAAACGCUAUGUCGAUGAUGAAUCCCCAGUACCAGGUGACGCCAGUAGAGCAGGGAAAUCCCAACUUGCCCAUGGAAAUUGAUAACAAUAACAUUAUCAACAACAGUAUUAGCAACAGGCAUCAACAGAAUACCUACCAGCAAUUGCCUUCCGGUGGCACUCUUACCCAAGAUGUGAUGCCGUUGCAGGAGAAUAUAGAGGAUUUGUUAAGGGGUACCGAUUAUAGCAGUGAUGCUGAUAUGGAAACAGAAUCAUUGCUCAAUGAUAUACUAAUGACCAUAGACAACAACACCAGUCUAUUGCAGGAAACUCUUCAGCAGGCCAAUGAAGUGCCAACCGAUGGUUCGGGUCUCAUAGAAGUCGAUUUGCGUAGUAGCAAACCCACUCUAAAACAAAUUACCGCUGAUGCUGGCAUCUGCAGCUGUACCAAUUGUAAAUGUGAUAAAACUAAAAAUUGCCAAGGCGGCUGUUCCUCUGAGACUCCUUGUGGCAAGAAACCGCCAAAUGUUAAAGGUGCUAAGGGCGGCUGUUGUGCCAAUAAAAACAAAGCGAACAAACCACUAAGUAAGCGUGAAACGGAGAUGAAUCAAAAUAUUGAAGAUGUGGCCAUGUUAUUGCAAAAUCUUGCCUCCAUGGGUAGUGAUCGCAAAGGCGGUUGCUGUGGUGCUAAUACUGCAGUCACCAAAGAAACAGCUGCACCCGAGAUUAAUACCAAUAAAACGUCUUGUUGUUCGGGACAAACUGCCAAACCCAUGGCAACAUCUUCUUGUUGUUCUAUGCCAGCGUCCAAAGCUCCUACGGCCAGCUCUGGCUGCUGCUCGUCAGAAAAAGCAUUGCCACAGAAAACCAGCUCCUGUUGCUCUUCCACUGACGCCAAGAUGAUGCCGCCGCCUCCACCUGCCAACACAAAAGCUCUCAAGAGCUCAUCUUGCACUUGCAAGAGUCCUUCGGAAGGUGUGGCUAAUGGCUGUUGUGUUGUUAUAUGCAUUAAAACUUUACAGGCUUUGCGUAAAGUUUUGAACCGUAAAAAUUUAAAUCUUGUCCUUUGUCCUCAAAAUCAAACGAAUCAAACUAAUUAAUGCGCGGAAACUGUUAUAAUUUUUUUAUAAUUUUUUUGUUUUUAAAUUCAGAGAUCUUUAACAAUUGUUAAAUUUGUUUUAUUUUUUAUAUUGAAAAAUAUAUUUUUUGUUGCUUAAUUAACCUAUAGUUAAUAGUUUAUAUACAAUACUUGUUAGCUACAUGCCAAAAUCAGAAACUACAUUGUUUCAUGCCAUGUUUCAUAUAGUUUUUAAAAGAAAAAUUAAAAAGAACAUAUAUAAAUGUAUACCACUGUGCCUUAUACCAAUUUUUUUUAUUAAAAUAAAAAAUAACCUAUAUACUUAUAUACACUGAUA
Calliphora vicina (urban bluebottle blowfly) is the source of this 3429-nucleotide messenger RNA. It is a transcript of the gene MTF-1, whose product is annotated as Metal response element-binding Transcription Factor-1. Lineage: Eukaryota; Metazoa; Arthropoda; Insecta; Diptera; Calliphoridae. Bases 268 to 3114 code for a protein of 948 amino acids. The transcript has 5 exons. Gene Ontology annotation, cellular component: nucleus. Gene Ontology annotation, biological process: regulation of transcription by RNA polymerase II. The record is from RefSeq and is a predicted model, not a curated record. Gene Ontology annotation, molecular function: RNA polymerase II cis-regulatory region sequence-specific DNA binding; DNA-binding transcription factor activity, RNA polymerase II-specific.